AUGAUACGUGUUGGUUCUAAAUGGGUUUAUCCCGAAGACGAAAUUAUAGAUGGUGGUACAUGGGAACACAAAAAAAGAGCAGAGGAAAUGAAGAAAACAGCGGAACAUGCAGCAUUGUUGACAGCUCAAGCUGAAGCCAAGCGUGCACAUCAUAUAGCUGACUUUUUGCCUAAAACUGAAUUGGUAAAAUUUGAGGAAGAAGUCAAAGCCAUUAAAACCGGUGGCCCUGCACCACAACAUGAAGAUUAUGCUAGUAAUAAGUUAGAUCAAUCAAACAUUGGGUUUAAAAUGUUGAUGAAGCAAGGGUGGCAGGCAGGAUCUGGUUUAGGAAAAUCUGGUGAAGGGAUUUCUGCUCCUGUUAACAAAGCUGAUACAAGACCAACAAAUGCUGGUUUAGGGCAAACAAAACCUGAUGAUGUUCAAGAAGAAGAUGACGAAUUUGAAAUUUAUCGCAAACGAAUGAUGCUAGCUUAUAGGUUUAGACCAAACCCUCUGGUAUGUGAAGUUUUCUUUUUUAGAAAAUCUACCUAG
Entrophospora sp. SA101 is the source of this 531-nucleotide messenger RNA. NCBI's taxonomy places the organism in Eukaryota, Fungi, Glomeromycota, Glomeromycetes, Entrophosporales, Entrophosporaceae. The record is from the annotation of a GenBank genome assembly.